Messenger RNA from Ceratotherium simum simum (southern white rhinoceros), 2334 nucleotides. Lineage: Eukaryota; Metazoa; Chordata; Mammalia; Perissodactyla; Rhinocerotidae. The record is from RefSeq and is a predicted model, not a curated record.
AUGGACGUCUCUGGGGGACGUAUCUGCCCACCUCACUCGUGCCCAGAUCCGGGCGAGGUUCCAAGGCUGGGGGAGGCCGGCGCCGGCCCAGAGCUUCCCGCGGGGCGCAGGACUGGAGGGAGGGUCCUGCGAGACCACGCUGGCCGCCUCUCGCCUCUGUCCACAGCAGGAAGCUCUCGGGAGCUGGGGCCCCGGCCCUGCCUGGGGGUGCAGACAGGAGCUGGGGGCUGUCCUCGGCGGGGCCCCUGGCCACCUGCCGCUGACCCAGCCGCCCCGGCCCUGCCCACGAUGUUUGGCCCAGAAAAAGGCGGCCCCGACGGAGGUGGGCCGCGGCCGCCCGUCUUCCGCCUUCCUCGAGGAGCCGGAGUCCUGUCUGGGGCCCCGCUGGUGACCGGACAGCCGGGCCCCGGCCAUGGCAAGAAGCUCGGCCACCGCGGUGUGGACGCGUCCGGCGAGACCACCUACAAGAAGACCACGUCUUCCACCCUGAAGGGGGCCAUCCAGCUGGGCAUCGGCUACACCGUGGGCAACCUGAGCUCCAAGCCGGAGCGCGAUGUGCUCAUGCAGGACUUCUACGUCGUGGAGAGCAUCUUCUUCCCCAGUGAAGGCAGCAACCUCACGCCCGCCCACCACUUCCAGGACUUCCGCUUCAAGACCUACGCGCCCGUCGCCUUCCGCUACUUCCGGGAGCUCUUUGGGAUCCGGCCCGACGACUACUUGUACUCGCUGUGCAACGAGCCACUGAUCGAGCUGUCCAACCCCGGUGCCAGCGGCUCCCUCUUCUACGUCACCAGCGACGACGAGUUCAUCAUCAAGACGGUGAUGCACAAGGAGGCCGAGUUCCUACAGAAGCUGCUGCCCGGCUACUACAUGAACCUCAACCAGAACCCGCGGACGCUGCUGCCCAAGUUCUACGGGCUGUACUGCGUGCAGUCGGGGGGCAAGAACAUCCGCGUGGUGGUGAUGAACAACGUGCUGCCGCGUGUCGUCAAGAUGCACCUCAAGUUCGACCUCAAGGGCUCCACCUACAAGCGGCGGGCCAGCAAGAAAGAGAAGGAGAAGAGCAUCCCCACCUACAAGGACCUGGACUUCAUCCAGGACAUGCCCGAGGGGCUCCUGCUCGACGCCGACACCUUCUCCGCUCUCGUCAAGACGCUGCAGCGGGACUGCCUGGUGCUGGAGAGCUUCAAGAUCAUGGACUACAGCCUGCUGCUGGGAGUGCACAACCUCGACCAGCAGGAGCGCGAGCGGCAGGCCGAGGGUGCGCACAGCACCGCCGACGAGAAGCGGCCGCUGGGCCAGAAGGCGCUCUACUCCACGGCCAUGGAGUCCAUCCAGGGCGGGGCUGCGCGCGGCGAGGCCAUCGACACGGACGACACGAUGGGCGGGAUUCCCGCCGUGAACGGCCGCGGGGAGCGCCUGCUGCUGCACAUCGGCAUCAUCGACAUCCUGCAGUCCUACAGGUUCAUCAAGAAGCUGGAGCACACCUGGAAGGCUCUCGUCCAUGAUGGGGACACGGUCUCCGUCCACCGGCCCAGCUUCUACGCCGAGCGCUUCUUCAAGUUCAUGAGCAACACAGUCUUCCGGAAGAACUCCUCCCUGAAGUCGUCGCCGUCCAAGAAGGGCCGUGGUGCCUUGCUGGCCGUCAAGCCCCUGGGGCCCACGGCCGCCUUCUCGGCCAGCCAGAUCCCCAGCGAGCGGGAGGACGCACAGUAUGACCUGCGGGGGGCCCACAGCUACCCCACGCUGGAGGACGGAGGCCGGCCCGACCUCCUGCCCUGCACGCCGCCUUCUUUUGAGGAGGCCACCACCGCCUCCAUCGCCACGACCCUGUCGUCCACGUCCCUCUCCAUCCCCGAGCGGUCCCCCUCGGAGACGUCGGAGCAGCCGAGGUACAGGCGGCGCACGCAGUCCUCGGGACAGGACGGCCGGCCCCAGGAGGAGGCGCCGGCGGAGGAGGACCUGCAGCAGAUAACGGUGCAGGUGGAGCCCGCGUGCAGCGUGGAGAUCGUGGUCCCCAAGGAGGAGGACACGGGGGUGGAGGCCUCCCCGGCCUGCGCCUCUGCCGCCGUCGAAGCGGAAACCGCCAGCCAGGCCUCGGAGCCCGCCAGCCAGGCCUCAGACGAGGAGGAUGCGCCCGCCACGGACAUCUACUUCCCCACCGAUGAGAGGAGCUGGGUGUACUCCCCGCUCCACUAUAGCGCCCCGGCCCGCCCGGCCUCCGACGGCGAGAGCGACACAUAACUUCUACGCAGCUGGCGACCCGGAGCCGAGCGCCCGCUGCCGCCCUGGCCGCUUCCCGGAGGCACCGCCCGCCCUGCUCGGCCCGGCCCA